AUGAUUAAGAACAUAAUUGUUAGAAACGCGUCGGUGGACGUUGGUUUUGACCUCAUUGAACAUCCCAGUAAUAACUUUGACGAAAACCUAUUAUCCCUGAAUUAUAAAGCCGAAGAUGAUGAUGAUGACGAUGACGAUCUCGUGCCGCACUCUUCAGGAGACCUCCUCACCCUUAAUGAAGAUCCAGAAUGGUCCCAAAGAAAUGAAUGUGGGAAACAAUUUAUAAAAAGCUCAGGUCUUACACACAGAAGAAUUAAGAGACGACCAAAGCCGUAUACAUGCUUUCAGUGUGGGAAAUGUUUUGCCGGAAAAAAAACUUUUCUUAAGCAUCAACAAAAUCAUGGACGAAAGACGCCGUAUCCAUGUCCAGUAUGUGGGAAAUAUAUUUCAUUAAAAUCAAAUCUAGUAAAACAUUUGAGAAUUCACACAGGAGAAAAGCCGUAUUCGUGUUCAGUAUGUGGGAAAUGUUUUGCAAAUAAAUCAAAUCAUAUUACACAUGAGAGAAGUCACACAGAAGAUAAGCCUUUUCCAUGUUCAGAAUGUGGGAAACGUUUCAUAUCAAAACAACAUCUUGAAAAACAUGAGAGAACUCACACUGGGGAAAAGCCAUUUGCAUGUACAGAAUGUGGCAAAUGUUUUACAACAAAAACAAGUCUUGUGAAUCACGAGAGAGGUCACACAGAAGACAGACCGUAUCCAUGUUCAGAAUGUGGAAAAAGUUUUACAACAAACUCUCAUCUUGUAAAACACAGAAUUCACUCAGGAGAGAAGCCGUAUUCAUGUUCACAAUGUGGAAAAGAUUUCUAUACUAAAGGCAAACUCAAUGUCCAUGAGAGAAAUCACACAGGGGAGAAACCAUAUACAUAUAAAUCAAACUUUAGCAGACAUGAGAAAAGUCACAUGGCAGAAAAGCAAUUUAUAUGUUCAGAAUGUGGGAAAUGUUUUAUGACUGAAGCAAAACUCGAUGAUCAUCAUAGAAGGCAUACAGGAGAGAAACCAUAUAUAUGUACAGAAUGUGGGAAAUGUUUUCUAGAAAAAUCAAGUCUUGCUAGACAUGAGAGAAGUCACACAGGAGAAAAGCCGUUUCCAUGUUUACAAU
Molecule: messenger RNA, 1099 nt
Organism: Hyla sarda
Lineage: Eukaryota; Metazoa; Chordata; Amphibia; Anura; Hylidae
Product: oocyte zinc finger protein XlCOF6.1-like
Exons: 4
Biological process (GO): regulation of transcription by RNA polymerase II
Molecular function (GO): DNA-binding transcription factor activity, RNA polymerase II-specific; RNA polymerase II cis-regulatory region sequence-specific DNA binding
Source: RefSeq, a predicted model, not a curated record